GUUAACUUUUCUCGACAAUAAGGACCACAUGAGGAAAAUGUCCGUUUCGAAAUUUUCCAAAAUAAUCUUCGUAAAAUAGAAGAGCACAAUGCUAAAUACGAUAAAGGAGAAGUAUCGUACUACAUGAGAGUAAAUAAGUUCGCCGACUGGACUAAAGAAGAAUUCAAUCAAUUGUUGAUAUCUCAAAUAUCAUCAAAACCAGAUAUUGAGGAUAUUGAAGAAUUCAAAAUAAAUCCUAACUUUGUUAGUUCAGAAUCCUUUGAUUGGAGACAAAAAGGUGCAGUAACAGCGGUUAAAGAUCAAGGAACUUGCACAUCUGGCUGGGCUUUUAGUACUACGGGAGCCUUAGAAGGACAACUAGCCAUUCUCCAGAAAAACUAUAAUGAAUUGAGUGAACAAGAAUUGGUGGAUUGUGAUACUACAAAUAAUGGAUGUGUGUACGGUGAAAUGAGAUACGCUCUUAAUUAUGUUAGACAAAAUGGUAUUAUGUCGGAAGCUAGUUAUCCAUAUGAAGGUGUUUCUGGUUCUUGCAGAAAUUCGUCCAAUAAAGUAAUUUCACAAAUAUCAGGAUACGUCCGUGUCAGACAUGAAUCAGAACUCGAACAAGUUGUUGCUGGAGUCGGUCCAGUUUCUGUUGGCCUGAGUGUUAAUGACGAGUGGCAGUUAUAUGGUGGAGGUAUUUUCGAUAGCCACGAUUGUGGUCGUGAUUAUAAACAUGGCGCACUUCUCGUUGGUUAUGACCCAGAAGCUUGGAUCAUCAAGAACUCUUGGGGUACAUCUUGGGGAGAAGAAGGUUACAUUCGCUUGGUCCGUGGUAGAAACCAAUGCGGUAUUAUUGUCCAAGCUGUUUUUCCAAGAUUGUAAUUUGGUUAAAUGUCAU
This is a messenger RNA of Diorhabda sublineata, 880 nucleotides long. RefSeq lists its product as uncharacterized. Gene Ontology annotation, molecular function: cysteine-type endopeptidase activity. NCBI's taxonomy places the organism in Eukaryota, Metazoa, Arthropoda, Insecta, Coleoptera, Chrysomelidae. The record is from RefSeq and is a predicted model, not a curated record. Gene Ontology annotation, cellular component: lysosome. The transcript is spliced from 3 exons. The coding region runs from base 124 to 864 and encodes 246 amino acids.